Halichondria panicea is the source of this 1236-nucleotide messenger RNA. RefSeq lists its product as uncharacterized. Lineage: Eukaryota; Metazoa; Porifera; Demospongiae; Suberitida; Halichondriidae. The record is from RefSeq and is a predicted model, not a curated record. Bases 35 to 1150 code for a protein of 371 amino acids. The transcript is spliced from 2 exons.
AGAUAAUCAUGGGCUAUAAUAAGAAAGAGAAAGAAUGGUGUGUGUGCAUGUACAUGUGUGUGUACAUAUUAGAAUGGCUGAGCAAGCUGAAAUUAAGACUGGAGAGUACUUCAAACACCUUGGAAGUAAGAGGUGCAAGUACUACGAGGUUCUGAUACCUAACGAGUUCACCCCCAAACAACCCUGGGGAAGCUUCCCUCAAGACAAGUGGGAUGAAGUAGGAGAAUGCUACCCAGAGCACUUGCGAAAAACUCCUAACUUCACUACACACAUCCCCAUAUAUCGUGUAUCCCACAUGACACAUGAUGAGUCAGCAAGGAGCAUCGGUUCUACAUUACCACAAGGCUACUACACAUUCAAGACAAGGGCCAGACUAGGGAAACAAGGUGAUCUAACUUGGGACGAGACUACAAGCUACGGUGGAGCUUCAUUAGGAGAGACAUACAAGCAACUUGAAAGUGGAGAAUUCGAGCUACUCCAACGAUCAGAAGCGAGCCCUGUGUUCCCAGGUUAUCUAUCGUGGUGGGGAAUCGAUGUCAAGCCAUUUUAUAACACACAGGAGGGAAAUGAAUUAUGUGAAAAUAUUAACGAUAUCCAGAAGAACAGACUGUACUAUGUGCCUGGCUAUCUAAAUGAGCGAGCAAGUUCCAUCUACGGCAACAACUCCUACAGUCUAGCAUUUCCUGACCUACUUACCAGCUAUCAAACAGCGAGAGACGAUAAGCCUAGGGGUGAAAUUCAGCUUAAAGUCGGAGGAACUUUAUUGUAUAAGCAAGAAAUUUGCUACGUAGUCAUGGUUGGUCUAGAAGGAGACAAAAAGCUUCGAUCAAUGCCUUCUAUGGGGGAUUACGAGUACUUCAGUCCCUUCCAACACAAGGGACUCAUUAAUUCCGAAGGAGUCGUCAUCGAUCAACAAAAAACACCGAAUUUCAGAGCAUUAUGUAUCGUUAGCAGUUUUAAGGACAUUAAGUUCAACUGGGAGCAACUAGUAUUUGCACUCUAUUUCCCCAACCCAGAGCAAGAGCUCACUUGCCAAAAGGAGUUAGUUCAAACCAGUUCUGUGGACCACCAUAAAUUCUGCAUUUCUACGCAACCACCCCCUAAUGGAGGAAAAUGGGUGUGUCCAAACAAACUUUCAAGAGAACUAUAGAAUCCACAUACUAUUUUUACUAAAUUAAAAUUACAAAUGUAUGAGUGUAAAUGUGUUUGGUACAUAUUAUACUUUAAUUGUCAUUG